ACAACAGCAUCGCCUCGCUCGACAGGUGACAGACUGAACUUUUGAUAAAGACAUUUAAAAUGGCCUUCUUAAAAUUUAUGAAAGGUGCCAUUGUGGGAAGUGAGCAGCCUAAGUAUGAAGUACUUUCUAAGACAGAUGACUAUGAACUUCGAUCAUAUCCUGAAUGUCAGUGGGUGACUCUUUCAGUUCAUGAUAAAACACCUGACGAAUUUUCACGAGAAGAUUUUCGCAGGCUCUUUGAUUAUAUCAAUGGAAAAAAUGAAGCAGCUUUGUCAAUUGACAUGACUACUCCUGUUGUCUUCCAUGUGAGUCCUGUUGAAGAGAGAGCGAAAGAUUAUUCUGUGUCAUUCUUUCUUCCUUCAAAGUUAGAGAAUCCACCAAAUCCUACAGAUUCUGACUUGGCUUUAUCUGAAACUGGAGCUCGAGAAGUUUAUGCCAGGACUUUUGGUGGCAUGGCAAAAGAUGCUGACUGGAAAAGAGAAUUUGAAUAUUUAAAAUCAAAAUUAGAAAAUCCAGAUGAUAUUGAUCUGUCUGAGUAUCACCGUGCUGGGUAUGAUCCCCCUUUCAAACCAUUCAACAGAAGAAAUGAAGUGUGGAUUGUUAAGAAAUCAUCAUCUAUUGUCGAUCCACAAACCCCUACAGAGUAGAUCAUUCUAAAGUAUGUGUUGCUAUAUUCUAGAGAAAGAGCAAUCGUAUUUGAUUCAUGCAAAAACAAUGUGAAACUAGAUGUUAACAUUGUUGCAUGUAUGUCAUAUGCCGCACAUGUGUUUUGAAGAAUUAAAAGUUGAAAAUGAUAUUUACUUAAACAAGAUUUUCUGCAUGUUUUAUGGAAAACAAAAUUUUAUAAAUAUGCCAAAUAUUUCUUUUUUACUUUUGGUCACUUAUACAUAUUUUUAAAUUAUGUAUCUCCAUAAAAUGGUGAGCUGUCGAAAAUGGAUCUAAUUACAUAGAUUUCAAUGUAUCAUAUUGCAUAAAAAUCUAUCUUAAAGCUUUUUAAAAAUACUAUACUUAAGUGUACUUAAAAAUUGAUUUUGUAGAAUACAUUUUCAUUUUGUUUUUGAUAGUUAGCAUAUCAACUGAGCUGAAAUUGAGGCUGAAAAAAAAUGUGUCAUUUUUGUUUGAAUCCUUGAGAUAUUUCUAAUAGUUAGAUUGCUGUGAUGAGUGUUGAUGUUAGUAUUUGUGCAAUAUAAUCUACGAAUACUUGAUAUUCUUGAUUACUACUCUAUAUAACAUGUUUCCUUAGAUCAGCGAAACUUAUAAUAAUACAGUUAGAAGUUUUCUAAAAAUGCACAGACUAAUUUGCAGAUUUUAUGAAGAUUUUUUUUUGUUUUUGUUUUUUUAGAAUAACAUAGUGUUGUGAUUUAAAUCAGUGCUCACACUUACACAAUUGUUUGUAUUAUUAUUGUGUAUAAAAUGUACAUAAAAUGUGUUUUUUGAAAAAUGCAACAUUUUUUUGUUUAGUUUAAUUGUGCUUAGUAUUUUAUCAAUUUGUAAGUUUUGUUUCUGGUACAGUUUUUAUAUUUUUCUUUUAAUUCUUGUAUAUUUUAAUAUCACUUUUAAAAUAUCAUUUUUUAGUACAUACUUAAUUGCUAUGCAUUUUAGAAAAUUGCUAAUAUUUUUCUAUGUCUAGAAUGUGUGUUAUGUGAUUGAUCCCUGUUUUUACUUUUACUCAUAUUGUACUAGAAUGUAGAAAUUCAAAUAUUUGGUGUAUUUGUAUAAAUUUUCUUCAUUAAAAAUGCUUUUUUUUUUAAAUUUUAAACCUAAGUUCUACUCUUGAAAUCAUUUUAUUUGAUCUCACACAGUACAGAAAAUGAUCUGGAACUUUAUUAGGGGUAAAUUAGCAUUGAAGUUACGUAGAGUAAAAAAUAGGUCAGUAAAUCAAACAUUCCAUUCAUUUUAUAUUAGAUUAUAUUAAAUAUUCCUACUUUCUGACAUGUUUCUAUUUUAAUUUUCUGUUGGUAUUCCAAAAAUAUUUUGAUAUUUUUGUAAUUAUUUUUAUUAUAUUGAGAUUUUAUAUUUUCAGUGAAUGUUUACUUGCUUAUUUCUAAUUGGUUAAGAAAAAACAAUUUUCAUGUGUGUACUUUUAAGUUUUAAGUUAUGAAUUCUUUGUUGGCAACAUUCUUAUUCCAAUAAAAUGAAGCUAACAAGGUUGUAUUCUGUAGUAUUCUAUUGAAGCUAUUGUGUGAUAUGCUACAUUUUAUAAAUUCCAAAAGAUUUUUGCUAUGGUACCAGAAAAAGCGUAUGUUUUAGUAGAAUCAUGCCUAUAUUUUAUUUUCCCUCUGUUAAUUUGACUGCAAGACAUAAAUUUGCAUUUGCAUGAACAUCUUUUGUAGUCUUGAAUCAAGAAGUUAGAGCACAAAAAGUCCUUGAACUUUUAAAUGUGAUUAGAAAAUAAACUUUUGUAUAAAAAAAAGCAUAUUUUUAUGCCUGUAGCAAAAUAUUGUCUACUGCUGAUGAUAAAAGUAAUUUUUAGAGAAAAGUACUAAAUUUUUAAAAUCAAUACUUUAAAAUCUACAUGAAAGUCAAUUUGGCCUUUCAAAUUUUCAAUUAAAAAAUUUUAAUUGUAAUUCAAAAGCUGCAAAUCAGUGUCAAAAUUUUAUGUCUUAAGUACUGUAUAACUAAAACCAAAUUGACACUUAAAAGCAAGUUGAAAUGUGAUCUUAAAAAAAUAUGUUUACUUUUCAUGUUAAUUUAAAUGUUAAAGAUGUAUAGUAUAUACAUUUUAAAGUAGCAUCCUUAAUUUAAUUUUUCAUAUUAUUUUUGUACUUGCCUUGUCAAAAGCAAAUUUUCAUCUUCUAAACACGCACUUAUAUUUUGGGCUUUAAUGAAUCACAUGAAACUGUUGACAAGUUCUACAUUAUAUAGAUGUGUGUUAUAUCAUGUAAAUGGUAGUUACUUAAAAGUGUUUGGAAAAGCUUUAAUGUAGGUUUAUCAUGUUACACUGCCAUCUUAAGUGUUUCUUCAGUGUUAGAAUAUACAGAUAUUUAUAAGAUUUAUGAAUCUUAAAAAUCUUUGGAUAUUUGUUUUUGUUUCAUGGAAACUUGUAAGUACAGUAUUGUUUGCUAAAACAAGUUAACUGGUGUAAAAUGGCAUUUUGGAUUUUUUUUUCUUUCCCACAAAAUUGCUUUUGUGGUGAAUGUAAUUUGUAUUAAAAGUGCUUAAUCUUGUCUCAAGGUGCAGUAUUUUACUAAAUUUUCAUGGCUAGAUUAGGUCUUCAUAUAAACAAUACCAUUUUGGUCAGUUUAACUAUUACUAUAAACAUGAUGAUAAAACAUUUUAAGAAACAUUGUGCCUAUAAAUGAAAUAUGCUUCCUUUUGAAAGUAUUUCAAGCCUUUAUUAUUUGUUAGCAUUAGAUUGUAAUGUAUUUUUAUAGAAGCAAAAGCAUCGCAAAUGUUCGCUUUGUAAUGUACUUUUUUCAAAACUGUACUUCAAACCAAAAUUUAUGACUUAAAAAGCUACUCAGAAGGAGUAAUUUUCCUGUAGCACUUCAGUAUUGUUUUGAACAGUGGUACUUAAAUUUUCGGCAUGCAUUUCUCCUCCAAGGUUAAAAAUUUUUAGGAAGUACAUUCAUUAUAGGGCUAUUUAUUUGCAUAUUUUCUGAUACUUAAACAUUUAGUCCCAGUUGUCAGAUGCCAAGAGUUUCAAUGUUAAUUAUUUGUUUCAUUUAAUCCAUAUUUUAAAAUACUAAUGAUUACAGUAAGCAGUUAGAGUACUUAUAAUAAUAAUGUCACAUUAACACAAAAUAAAGCAUGAAGACUAAUCGAUAUAGCCAACUAAUUUUAGCGAAGUACUGCCUUUAUAACCUCUUCUUUUCUGCUUGAUGAUGUAAUUAUUGAAUGUUUUCCUCCUCAUGUAAAAUAUGUUUAACUUUCUCAUGGCAAUGAAUUUAGCACAAUUAAGACAACGCAUAGUUAAUGUUUUAAAAUAUGUUCUUAGAAAGUGCCUGAUUAAGUUUUCAAGUUAAUGUGAAUAGUACUAAAAAUGUAUGUAUUACAAUUUCUUUCACCUUCUUUUUCUACCUCAUUCCUUAUUUUUGUUCAUUCACUUAGUUUUAAGAAUGCCCUUUUCAUUCUUUCUAUUUUAAGGCACAUUUAUUUCUAGUAUUCUAUGCACAUUUAAAGUUUUGUUUUUGUUCUUUAUUUUUUUAAAAUCAAUCUAUUUAUGUAAUUAUUUUAAUUAUUAUUCUGUGUUUACAAAGAUAAUAAAUUGAAAGUUCUUGAAUUAAACUGCAAAAAUUUUUUAAUGAUAUUUUCAGUGCCUGAUACACAAAAUAUUGAAACUUUUCAUACAAGCUUUGUGUAACUUGUUUUUAAUUGUUUUUAAUUACAAAUGUCUAGUCAUGGCUAAUCAAUGCCUCAUGAAGUUUAAUUCAAUUGUUAUAAAUGAAAGUAUUUUAUUGUUGAUAUUCAAGUAUCUUGCUGUUUGGAUUAAUUUUAUAAAAGUUGUAUGUCUGAACUAUGCAAUAUUUAAUGACCGUCAUUCCUCGAUUUCGGGGGAAGUUUUAUGAUUUUUUCUUAGUUAAUAUAAGUGAAAACAUGUAAAUCAUCUUUCUUAAUAUUUGUAUUUGUAGUUAAAGCAGUGAUCAAUGCAUUCAUGAAUAUGUGCCCUUAGUUUCAGAAUAUUUGGUAUUGUAUAUCCUGAGACCUGGAAAUGAUGCUGAAGUGUUUUUUUUUUUUAAUAUUCCGUAAUUUUCACUCAUGAUUCAAAGAAAAUGUUAAAUGUUAAAAAAUGUUUAGGUUUCUAAAAGCACUUUCUGAGUCAUUGACUUGAAUCUAAUAUUCUAGCAAAUAUAAAUUUUGUCCAACAUGUUAGAUAGAGGCUCUACUUUUCUGCAAAAGUCAUUAUACCAUGAGGAAAUCAGAAUAGAAGCUAUUAUCAAUAGCUUUUAAAAUAAAAAAAAAGGAAGCAAAAUAGUUACUAAUUUUUGUUCCUUCCUGAUGUAAAAUAAUAAUAGUGAUAAAAGUUACUUUUUUUAAAUCAUACUAAUCACUAAAUUUGUAUAAAGCAAAUUUACUGUUUUUCUUUUAGCAAAAAGAUGUUUUUAAUCUAACACUUAGAGCAAUGAAAUAAUUUAUAGAUUCUCCUUUUUUUUCCGUGAGGACAGAACUGUUGAAACAAAAUGUUUACAUUAGUUUUUUUAGUAGUCACAUGAACGAGUACGUAUGUUUUUCGUACCUUUGAGUUUCUUUAGUUAAAUGUUAACGGAACUGUUUAAAUAUAUUUUAAGUAUUUUUAGUUAUGCAUAUUUAUUUCAUUACUUAUUCAUUGAAUGAAAACACCAAUGCAGUAGGAUUACAUUGUCCCUUUAUUAGCUUUACUAUUGAUUUAAUUUUAAAAAGAAACUGAGAGGAAAUAUAUGUUUCUUUCUUGGGUAAUAUAAAAAGAUGUAAUCUUCCUUCUUAAUUUGUCACUAUGAAAUUCAAUUAUCAGGCUAAAAGGAUAAAUAUCAAACUAUAAUAGUUAAAAAUAUUAGUAUAAAUGUUUCAUGAAAGAAAAGUGAUGUUCAGCUCCUCAAGGUUCUUGGGUAUAUUUUACAUUAUUUUUGCAUCUAAUUUAUGUGCAUAAUAUUUAAAUCAUUGAAAUUACUUUCGUCAUGUGCAAAACUAUUUGAAAUCUUUGAAAAUCAGUUCCUUUUUGUAUGUAUUGCCUUAUUUUUAUGGCAUAAGUUUAAAAUUUUGAUAGAUAUUUUUAUUUCUAUGCUCUUUGUAUUUAUUUAUGUAUAUAAUUAAUGUUUGAUUGCUGAAUGGCAUAAGAUACUUGAUAUUUCUGUAAACUUCAAUUCAUGAAUGUAGGUUGCAAUUACUUGACCUGUGAUAUUUUAUUAUAUACUUACAAGUAAUAAAAUUACUAACAAAUUGUGAAGUUUUGUUUGCCGAAUGCAUCUAUUUCUGAUGUAUAUACUCAAAUUUCAUUCAUACUAUAAACUUUAAAUGUCUCACAUCAAAUUCUUGUGGGACGUACAUUGUGUCUUUUUGAUCAAAAUCCAUAUUAGUCUCAUAUUAAUUUUUUUGUGCAAGGUGUGAAAAAUAUGUAUCAAACUCUAUGGAUUGCAAUUAAAUUGAAAGUUUGAAUGUU
Messenger RNA from Uloborus diversus, 6076 nucleotides. RefSeq names its product heme-binding protein 1-like. The record is from RefSeq and is a predicted model, not a curated record. The transcript has 5 exons. Bases 60 to 647 code for a protein of 195 amino acids. Lineage: Eukaryota; Metazoa; Arthropoda; Arachnida; Araneae; Uloboridae.